CGGACGGGGCGGAGGGGUGGGACUCCCGGCCCCGCCCGCUCCAAUCCCCGCGCCCGGGGGCGGGCCCUGCUGCCCAGGAGCCGGCGAGCCGGGAGCGCGGCCAGUGCUGCCGGGCCGGGCCAUGGUGGGGACGCUGGCGCUGCCCGAGGGGCCCGAGCCGCUGGACAGGAAGCGGCGCGGCGAGCGGGUGCUGGACAGCCCCGACUCCGGCCUGCCGCCCAGCCCCAGCCACUGGCUGCUGGCCGCCGGCUCCGAGCGCGCUGCGCCCCCCGGGCUGCCCGAGCCGGACGCCGCGGGCCAGGCGCCGCCGAAUGCUGUGUUCUCCCCCAACCCUCUGCUCUCCAGCUGCCCUGCGAGGUUAUGCCCUUUAUCCUUUGGCGAAGGAGUUGAGUUUGACCCUCUGCCACCAAAGGAAAUAAGGUACACCUCCUCAGUGAAGUAUGACUCAGACAAGCACUUCAUCGAUGAUGUCUAUAUGCCGGUGGGGUUAGGCGUUUCCUCGUGCAGCCAAACGGUCGUCUGCAUCCCUGAUUGCACAUGGCGCAGUUACAAAGUCGAGGUCCACUUUGAGCCUCGGAACAAGCCUCUGCGUUUCACCAGCACCACCAUUGUCUACCCAAAGCACACCAAAACUGUGUACACCACCACUCUGGAUUACAACUGCAGGAAGUCCAUGCGGCGGUUCUUGUCCAGCAUAGAGCUGGAGUCUGCAGAAUACCCUGGGAACGAUUACCUCCUGGAUGGCUGCUGACUGACAUCUGUCUCUCUUGCUAUGAUCCAUCCUAGUCCCUUUCUACUGUACUGUACUAACUCUCCACUAGCUAAAGUGGGUAAAAAAAAACCCUAAUUGCCCAGUCACUCUAAGGGAAACUUACCUGUCGCUACCUCUGUCCUAGCUCAUAAAUUCAAAAUGGCCUGCAUUUAAUUUUCUAGGGGAAUUUAGCUUUUCAAGAUAUCAGUUUAUCCUCCUUUAGAGCUGCUGAUUUCCUUCCCUGCUCCCACAUUGCAGUAUUCAGGUGAAAAUAAGGGAAAUGUUUCCAAAGAGGAAAAGUUAAUUGCUCUUUCACAGAUAAGGGAGAGUCUGGGACAGUGGAAAAAUGUAAGAUUCUUCAUGCUGAUGUGUAAAACCAAUGACAAUUCUCUUGCUGCAGAAAAUUUAGCAGAUAAUUCAGCGAUUUGUAAACAGAGAGCCAUAAUUAAUGUCAGCUUUGGUCACAGGACCUUGGUAAAGCAGAAAGUGCUGACAUCCUUUGGCAUAGGCUAGCUGAUGGGAAAUCCAGAAUUUUAUAUUUAAACAGAUGUUUUUUAAUCUAAUUCAUGCCUGUUUUUAAAGAUGUUCCUUUAAGGCGGGGGGGGGGAGGAGUUUUGAUUAGAGCAAGAGUUAAAUUGCAUUUGGGUAGGCAUAGAAGGAACUGGGUUAUCUUUCUUCAGGCUCCCCUAAUCUUACAGAAGAUCUUGUAUACUUUUCAGUUAGUUAACCCAGCCUCAAACUUGUGCAACUAUUUGUCAGUGCAGCAGAUACUAGAAUUUGCCCGCACUGUACUGUAACUUGUGAAGACUAUUACGCAGAAAAUUAUCUCUGAGGGGUAAUUAAUUUUGGAAAUCCAAGUGUAGACAUCCGCUAGUUUCAAACCACUAGUAUCUGUUAUGUGCUAAUGCUGGCACUGUUUCUCACUCAAGGGGAGCUGCAACAGUGGAAAAAUGUUAGGAAAUCCACAGGGUGGAAGUCAUAAGGUGGAAGCAGAAACCUGGGAAUCCAGCAGCAUCACCUAGGGGUAUGUGGGAGUGACUUGCCAAGGAAGGCACUGCGACAAAGGGAAUGCAGAACUGUCAACUGGCUAGAUCCACAGCUAUGCCUGUGCUUUCCCUGUUGGACUUCACAAAGAUCAUUAUUCUGUCUAAGUUUUCGAUCUGAUGGUGUUGAUGAUUCCACUGGGGCAAGGGAGGUCUUCCAUACCCGGAGCUUCCUGAGUAGCCCUGCAGUAACAAACCAGAGUGCAUUUCAACUGGAGAUCACUGGGGGUUGGGGAGUGGGCAGGAGAGAGGUGGUGAGAAUAAUCACUUCAGAAUAACCUGCACCUUAACAUUGUCUUUGUCUAUCAUGCACUUUGACCAACCAGAACAUGUGGCUUUCUAAAUCUCCAGAAUUGUUGUUUCUUUGUUGAAAGAGAGGAGAGCAGCAUGGAAAGUGGGUGCUUUUGAAGAUGUGGCUUAUACUCUUUGUUGGUGUAGUACUGGUAUUGUGGAUGUUCCAUAGAAGCUGGCUCUUGUCUGUUUUUAUAUAUAUCUCCCCAAACUCACAUGGGACAAAAUUCAUCCCCUGUAGAGCAACAGCCCAAGACCACCUCUCAAAAGGGGACUUAUGCAGGGCAUAGGGACAAGGGAAAAUGUCAUCAGUGGAGAGCAAGGAAUGUAGAAUGUGUUCUAGCUGGAGAUUAUUAUUGGGACUGCAGUAAAAUAGAUCCGGCAGGUGUCACAAAUGGCCUGUGUAGAGGUAUAUUCUGCAAUGUGGUACUAGUGUGAGCUGAAAUGAUUCAAGAGAC
Messenger RNA from Chelonia mydas (Green sea turtle), 2543 nucleotides. It is a transcript of the gene RFLNB, whose product is annotated as refilin B. Gene Ontology annotation, cellular component: actin filament bundle. The coding region runs from base 122 to 751 and encodes 209 amino acids. The record is from RefSeq and is a predicted model, not a curated record. NCBI's taxonomy places the organism in Eukaryota, Metazoa, Chordata, Testudines, Cheloniidae. Gene Ontology annotation, biological process: negative regulation of bone mineralization involved in bone maturation; actin filament bundle organization; negative regulation of chondrocyte development. The transcript has 3 exons. Gene Ontology annotation, molecular function: filamin binding.